Molecule: messenger RNA, 942 nt
Organism: Pelobates fuscus (common spadefoot toad)
Lineage: Eukaryota; Metazoa; Chordata; Amphibia; Anura; Pelobatidae
Product: olfactory receptor 5AR1-like
Exons: 1
Coding region: 1-942 (313 amino acids)
Biological process (GO): G protein-coupled receptor signaling pathway
Cellular component (GO): membrane
Molecular function (GO): olfactory receptor activity; G protein-coupled receptor activity
Source: RefSeq, a predicted model, not a curated record
AUGAUGGAUACAAAUCAAUCUCUUAUUGUUGUUUUCUACUUUGAUGGCAUCACAGACAAUCCUAAUCUGGAGAAAGUUAUCUUCAUUAUUCUCUUGGCAUUUUAUAUUUUUACUGUUAUGGGAAAUACAGGGAUGAUACUCCUUAUAACGAGAAGCCCUAAUCUGCACACUCCUAUGUACUUCUUCUUGAGACACCUGUCAUUCAUAGAUAUUUUCUACGCAACAGUUAUCAUUCCAAGAACAAUGUCCGACCUGCUCUCCAAUGAUAAAGCCAUUUCCCCCUUAGCUUGUGCCAUACAAAUGUACUUCUAUGCCUCGUGCAUCACUACUGAAUGCCUCUUGUUGGCAGUAAUGGCAUAUGAUAGGUACGCUGCUAUAUGUAAGCCUUUACGUUAUUACAUUAUCAUGAGAAGAGACAUUUGUAUAAUAUUUUCCGCUGCAUGCUAUGUAGAUGGUUUGCUCACUGCAAUGAUACAUACAAAAAACAUUUUUAGUUUAACCUACUGUAAAUCCAAUAGGAUAGACCAUUUUUUCUGUGAUGGACCACCUGUACUAAAGCUUUCAUGUUCUGAUACCUCAAUAGCUGAACUUGUUCUUUUUGUACUUAUUGGAACAAAUAUGGUUUAUUCUGUGAUACUUGUAGUCAUAUCUUACACCCAUAUUUUCUGCACAAUAUUUCAAAUCAAAUCCACACAAGGCAGACAGAAAGCUUUUGCAACUUGUUCUUCACACCUACUCUCUAUUGGUAUAUUAUUUGGGACCAUCCUGUAUAUGUACAUGCGUCCAAACUCCAUUUAUUUAAAUGAUCGUGAUAAAGUUGUGUCUGUUUUCUAUACUGUGGCAAUACCACUACUAAAUCCAAUCAUAUACAGCCUGAGAAACAAGGAUGUGAAGAAAGCUUUUAUUAAAGUCAGUAAACAGAAUUUUCCAGUAGGGAAAUAA